Messenger RNA from Melozone crissalis (California towhee), 2927 nucleotides. RefSeq names its product kinase suppressor of ras 1 (gene KSR1). The record is from RefSeq and is a predicted model, not a curated record. Gene Ontology annotation, biological process: protein phosphorylation. Gene Ontology annotation, molecular function: protein kinase activity; ATP binding. Bases 17 to 2638 code for a protein of 873 amino acids. NCBI's taxonomy places the organism in Eukaryota, Metazoa, Chordata, Aves, Passeriformes, Passerellidae. The transcript is spliced from 20 exons.
UCCCUGAUGCCGAGGGAUGGAUAGAGCGGCUGCCCUGCGAGCCGCCGGCAUGCUGGAGAGGAAGGAGCGGAGCGGCGGCGAGGCGGCGGGGCCGCGGGGCUUGCCGGCCGUGCGGACCACGCUGCAGCAGUGCGGGCUGCUGCAGGACCUCAUCGACAUUUCGCUCUCCAACCUGCGCGGGCUCCGCACCAAGUGUGCCGCGUCCAACGACCUCACGCAGCAGGAGAUCCGCACGCUGGAGGUGAAGCUGAUUGACUACAUCCACCGGCAGCGGCAGUGCAAGCUGAGCGUGCCCCUGAGCGACCGCACGGCCGAGCUCAACAGCUACCCCCGCUUCAACGACUGGCUGGACAUCGUCAACGUCAGGAAGGAGGUGGUGCAGAGAAUACCAGAGGAGCUGACCCUGGAUGCCUUACUAGAAAUGAAUGAGUCAAAGGUGAAAGAAACGAUGAAGAGAUGUGGAGCCAGAGAUGAGGAGUGCUCCAGGCUCAACGGGGCCCUGAGCUGCCUGCGGAAGGUGACGGAGUCAGGAGCGGAGCCGAGGGACGACGUGCCGCUGGCCCUCCCCGAGCGCCGGGACAGCUCCUGCCCGCAGCCGGAGCCCGCGUGCCCGCCGUGUGCCCCGGGCAGGGGCGGCCAGCCGCGCCCCGCGCCCUGCGAGCCCUGUCCCUCGGCAGAGGCGCUGCUGGAGCCGCCGGCGCUGCCCGCGGGCCGGCCCCGCGCCCCGCACAGCAUCACCGUCACCCCCCCGGCCACGCCGCAGCCCAAGCGCCGGCACCGCCUGAAGCCGCCGCGGACGCCGCCGCCCCCCUGCCGCAAGGUGUUCCAGCUGCUGCCCAACUUCCCCGCCCUCACCAGGAGCAAGUCCCACGAGUCUCAGCUGGGCAACAGGAUAGACGAAGUUCCUCCAAUAAAGUUCGAGCUCUCCCAGGGAUCCCCCCAGACGGUACGAAGAGACUUUGGCCUGGCUGUGACUCACAGGUUCUCUACAAAGUCCUGGUUAUCUCAGAUUUGCCAAGUGUGCCAGAAGAGCAUGAUGUUCGGGGUGAAGUGUAAGUACUGCAGAUUAAAAUGUCACAACAAAUGUACUAAAGAGGCACCUGCUUGUAGAAUAUCCUUCCUUCCCAUAACAAAAAUAAGAAGAACAGAGUCUGUCCCAUCUGAUAUCAAUAAUCCAGUAGACAGACCCACAGAACCCCAGUUUGGAACCCUCCCCAAAGCACUAACUAAAAAGGAGCAUCCACCAGCAAUAAACCACCUGGACUCCAGCAGUAAUCCUUCUUCCACAACCUCAUCCACUCCCUCCUCCCCAGCACCCUUCCAGUCUUCCAACCCUCCCAGUGCGACGCCGCCCCCCAACGCGUCCCCCAUGGGCCAGAGGGACGGGCGCUUCAACUUCCCAGCUGCCUACUACCUUCAGCAUAGACAACAGUUUGUCUUCCCAGAAAUUCCCAGUCCUGCACAAACAGCACAGCUUCCAGAAACUGCUGCAGACACUAACGCUGCCCAGCAGCCGGGCACGGGCGGAGGCUCACGGGAAGCACAGGUGGAGGAAGCAGAGGCGGGGAAGUCGGAGCCCGAGGAUGAUGAGGAUGAGGUGGAAGAUUUGCCCAACCGGCGGCCGCACCUGCAGGGGAUGAUCUACCGCAAACCCAGCCAGACCAGCGUGUACCUGCAGGAGUGGGACAUCCCCUUCGAGCAGAUCCAGCUGGGGGACCCCAUCGGCCAGGGCCGCUGGGGCAAGGUCUACAAGGGCAAGUGGCACGGGGAGGUGGCCAUCAGGCUGCUGGAGAUCGAUGGCAACAACCAGGAUCACCUGAAGCUCUUCAAGAAGGAGGUGAUGAACUACAGGCAGACCCGGCAUGAGAACGUUGUGCUGUUCAUGGGAGCCUGCAUGAACCCCCCUCACCUGGCAAUCAUUACCAGCUUCUGCAAAGGAAGGACGCUGCACUCCUUUGUGAGAGACCCCAAGAUCUCCCUGGACAUCAACAAAACCAGGCAGAUAGCACAAGAGAUCAUUAAGGGCAUGGGGUAUCUCCACGCAAAGGGGAUUGUACAUAAGGAUCUGAAAUCCAAAAAUGUCUUCUAUGACAAUGGGAAAGUUGUGAUCACCGACUUUGGAUUAUUUGGAAUUUCGGGUGUGGUCCAGGAAGGAAGGAGGGAGAAUGAGCUGAAGCUGCCUCAUGACUGGUUGUGCUACCUGGCCCCUGAGAUUGUCCGUGAGAUGGCCCCAGGGAAAGAUGAAGACAAGCUGCCUUUCUCCAAAGCUGCAGAUAUCUAUGCCUUUGGGACCGUGUGGUACGAGCUGCAGGCACGGGAGUGGCCCUUCAGGAGCCAGCCUGCAGAGGCUCUCAUCUGGCAGAUCGGCAGCGGAGAGGGAGUGAGACAAGUCCUUGCCACUGUCAGCCUGGGCAAAGAGGUCAAUGAAAUCCUCUCGGCCUGCUGGGCCUUUGACCUCAGCGAGAGGCCCAGCUUCACUGUCCUCAUGGAAAUGCUUGAAAAACUGCCAAAACUGAACCGCCGGCUCUCCCACCCAGGGCACUUCUGGAAGUCUGCCGACAUUAACAGUAGCAAAGUUGUCCUGCGUUUUGAAAGAUUGGGCUUGGGGAUCCUGGAACCGAGUAACCCAAAGCUGUAGGCCGGUGUCAUUGCGACCAUGCUGGCUGCCUGCUCCCACACAGCACCAGAAACCCUCCCUGGCUGCUCCACGCCGAGGCUGAAGGACCAUCAGCUCAGCCCCGGGUCCCGCCUGAGCACCAGCAGCUAUUUAACAAUGUUUACAUGAUACUUUUGUGUCAACUAUAUUUUUUUAAACAUAAUAAACAGUGAAUCAAGUUGAAUACAGCCAUUCUCAAAUGGCACUGAGAAAGAGCUGAGCUGUUCUGGUUCCUCCUCGUGUCCGUGGUCCGUAGGAGCCACUCUGCCCU